Messenger RNA from Daphnia carinata, 661 nucleotides. RefSeq names its product kunitz-type serine protease inhibitor mulgin-2-like. The record is from RefSeq and is a predicted model, not a curated record. Bases 126 to 545 code for a protein of 139 amino acids. Gene Ontology annotation, molecular function: serine-type endopeptidase inhibitor activity. NCBI's taxonomy places the organism in Eukaryota, Metazoa, Arthropoda, Branchiopoda, Diplostraca, Daphniidae. The transcript is spliced from 3 exons.
UGACUGAGUCACAUCGCUGGAAAUGAGAACCCAUUCUGUUGGCACAAGUCGAGACAAACAGUCGAACAUUUCGCAUCGCUUAGAAAUCUCAUCUUUAUCUCAGUUGUCAAUACCUACAGGAAAUCAUGUCGAACUUGACGUUGAUCAACGUCUUUAUCGUGUUAUCAGUAGCCACGUAUUUGGUCGUCGCCGAACAAUCAAACGUUCGAGCUGAACGACCAGACUUUUGUUUACUCCCGGGCACGUUGCCGGGUGAAAAGAAAUGCAAAGGAUACAUCAAGAAAUGGACUUUCGACGCAACAGAAGACGCCUGCGUCUCCUACAUUUAUGGUGGAUGUCACGGCACUAAGAAUCUCUUUGACACAGAAGAGGAAUGUAAAGCUGCUUGUCCGUCAUCGGGCCAAAAGAUAUCCGAAUUGCCUAAAAAGCAAGGCACAAUGGCGAACUCAUCGAGUUCGUUAGCUUAUCAGCACUAUUUGGUGGCUAUUGUUAGCUGCUUCAUUUUCUUCCGUUUCAUGAGGUGUUACCGAGUACUAAUUUUCUAAAACGGAAAAAUUAGUUUGGUCCCCUAAAAUGGAAAUGUAAUCUCUUUUGUUAGUUCGUUCGAACUUAGUCGCGAACUUUCGUAACGAAUAAAGUAGUCAAUUUUCAAACCUGUCUA